This is a messenger RNA of Pediculus humanus corporis (human body louse), 2826 nucleotides long. RefSeq names its product leucine-rich transmembrane protein, putative. The coding region runs from base 1 to 2826 and encodes 941 amino acids. NCBI's taxonomy places the organism in Eukaryota, Metazoa, Arthropoda, Insecta, Psocodea, Pediculidae. Gene Ontology annotation, molecular function: protein binding. The transcript is spliced from 9 exons. The record is from RefSeq and is a predicted model, not a curated record.
AUGAAGGCACGAUAUUCUAUAUUAUUAAACUCCCUUAUUUAUUUUACAUUUAUGCUAUUGGAUUCAGGGUUUUGCCAAUGUCCUUGGCAUCGGGAUGUUCAAGAUUUACAAUCAUCUUGUUUAUGCGCUUACAACUUGGGACAAGAACUUUCGGUUCAAUGUGAUCAAGUUGAUUUUACAAAACUCCUUCAAGCUCUACAAGAUUACGGAUCAUUAAUAACCAUAGAUUUAUUAUAUGUAAAUAAUAGCACGUUAAAUGAAAUUAAAAAUAAUUCUUUUCAAAAGCUAACAGUGCAUAAUAUACAAUUAUCGGGGUGUAAAAUUAAACACGUACAACCGAGAGCGUUUUGGGGCCAAGAAAACACAUUGAAAAAUUUAAAUUUACAAGAAAAUGAAUUAACUCAAGUGCCAACGGAAGCUUUGAAAAAUUUACAAGCUCUCACUCUAUUAGAUUUAUCAAAAAAUAAAAUAACAAAAAUUUCCGAUGGAGCUUUUGCCACAUUAAAUUUAUCCACGUUAAAAUUAUCGGACAAUAAUGUCUCUCUCGCUCCCUUUGCUUUUCGCGGUUUAGAAAAUUCAUUAAAAAAUUUAAAUUUGAAAGGAACGAAACAAAAAAGGAUACCCGAAGCAAUUAAAGGUUUAAAAACUUUGGCUUUUUUGGAUUUGGCACAAAAUGCUUUAAGGGAACUCCCGGGACCCGCAAUCGGAAUCAUGGAAGGAUUACACUCUUUAACGGCCUUAAAUUUAGAAAGAAAUUUAAUUCAAAAUAUUGGCUCUUCGGCCUUCAGUGGAGUAAAUGAUUCAUUAAGUUCUUUGAGUCUUCUUAAUAAUUUAAUAACGGAAUUCCCAACGGAAGCCAUGAACAGUAUGUCGGAAUUAAGGGUUUUAGACAUCGGAUUUAAUUUGCUUACUGAUUUGCCGAAAAAUGCAUUUGCCGGAAAUCCUUCUCUCACUCUCCUAGCAUUAGACGGUAAUCCCCUUUCGACCGUUCCCAAAGAAUCUCUCAUUCAUUUGAAUCGCACACUUAGGGGACUCAGUUUAGGGGGUCGUUUUUUACACUGCGACUGUAAGCUUCGUUGGAUAGCUGAAUGGAUAAGAAAAGGAGAUUUACAAGUUACGAGUAGAGAAAGAAAUCCGCAAUUUUGCGGAAGCCCCCCUCAUUUGAAAGAUCGUGGUUUUUACAGCAUCGAACCGACAGAAUUAAUAUGUCAAAAAGAAGAAAACGAAUUCAAAAAAGGAGUGGCCGUCAUUGAGAAAGCUGAUUUAGAUGACGUCAUAAGACCGAAUCCGAAACCCCCCGUUUCAACUGAAACGGAACAAUUACCAGGAAGUGGUGUAGUUCACGAAUACGCACCCCCUUCGUCUUAUAAACCAGCAAAUAGUAAGAUAACGAUCGUAGACAAAAAUCAAUCGGUAAAACCGAUUUCACAAAAGACGACGGUUAAACCAAUAACCACUCGGACAUCUCUAAAAACAUCAGUUCUGCCAACUAAACCUUCAACAACCGAAACUCAGUACAUUUCAACAACUAAUAAACAAGUCGUUACGUCAACGACAAAAACUACUUUGAAAAACAUUGUAUUCAGUACGUUACAAAACUCUCAAACAUCUACAAGUACUCAAUUACCAAAGAGUACGAGAAAAUAUUCUUUUACAACAAAAGCUACACCACCCACUUGGAGAAAUACUCAAAGACCACCUUUGGUGAUGGCUUAUCCGCCACGAACGAAACUUUUUGAUGAAGAUACCGAAGUGAUCGUUAGAAACGCAUACAGACAAGAUAACUCGGUUAUUAUUCAGUGGGAUUCCGAAACGGCAAAUAUUCUUGGCUUUAGGGUUGUUUACAGGCUUUUUGGAGAUAAAAGCUUUAAACAAGGACCACCCCUAGAAGCCAGCGAAAGAGAAUUCAAAAUCAAAAAUGUACCAUCUCAAGAAUGCAUUGUAGUCUGCGUGAUUUCUCUUGAAGAAGUUAACGUCACCCCGGAAUCCGUGCCUUAUUCCCAAUGUCGUGAAGUCAGAACUGUAACGUCACCUGCAGGUUACAUGGACAAAAUAACCGUUGCGGCAAGCGCAGCUAUUUGUGGAACUGUCAUAAUAGCUGUAGUUGUUUUUGUCGUCGCGAGUAGAAGGAGGUCGCGAAAGUUACAAACUUUACAUCCGACAAAACAAGGCGUAUCCGUGUCAUCAUUGCCUGUUCAAUGUUGCACAGGUUUUGGAGCUUCUCCAAGCCCAGGGGGACCACUCUCUAGUUUAGCAGCCCUAAACACAUUUAGUAAUCAUAAAGAUUGGGAUCAAGUUUCUGUUUACAGUAACCGAAGCAUCCCCAGGCCGCAAAUGUAUCAUAUUGAAAGACAGGGUUCUUUAAAUGCGCGAUGCUCUGCGGAUGACCUUCGAUCCCACGUUUCGCACGCCUCCCAUUUUAGCACCAAAGGUCUGAAAUCGGCAAGAUCAGUCGCCGAUGGUCAAUCGCAACACAGUUUUUCAAAUCAUUCAACGCGAUAUUUGGGUUCUAAUGGUUUUAGCAGUAACCUGGUUAACCCGCGACCAGAAUUAAGACAAUCCAGGCAAUCCCUUGCUUCAAUGACUGAUCGAAUUUCUAGACUGAGUUACCCCGCUUCUAAUAAUCAACAACAGUCGCGACAUCGUCCGAGUUCGCGACAAAGAAUUGAUCCGAUGAUGGGAAGACCGGGUAGCCGAUACAGUACUGCCGGCUCUACCCACACGCUUAACAAUUAUUGUGAAAAUUCCGAUAAUUGGACUGAUCACGAUGUAGACAUAUACGUACCAAGAAAUGUAGGUACAAGAAAUGGAUUUAUUCCCUUAUAA